Messenger RNA from Cuscuta epithymum, 4133 nucleotides. Lineage: Eukaryota; Viridiplantae; Streptophyta; Magnoliopsida; Solanales; Convolvulaceae. The record is from the annotation of a GenBank genome assembly.
CUUAUCCACCCUUAUUGAAGGGUCUUGGACACUCCCUUAAGCCCCUCAUUCGAACUCCCAAGGAUAAGGGAGAAAGAGAGAGCCACACAACCAAGAAAGCAAGAGGAAGGGGAAGCUGCCGCAGGUUCGUUUUCCAGUGCGUAAGGUUACUUGUUUGCUUCAUAUCUCGAGUUAUACACAUCCAAAUAAGGCGUGCGAGAUACCCACAGAAAGCUCUCAAGACGAGGAAUCCGUGAAGGUCUGGUUUGCAUCAAUCGGAGUAGUGGAAGGCUUUCAAAUCGUCCGAGCAAAACACAACCUCGCGGAAUACGUUUUUGUAUUCAAAGUUAGGGAACGAUUUCGUCGGGAAACACCCGUUCUAGGGACUGUUUUUGUGUCUUCGGUUAGGAGUUGAACUAGCACUUUGAAGAGGCUGUUUAACACUCAAUUCCAAGCAAGGAAUCAGUCCUCAAUCUUUCUUGGCCGAGGCUUUGGUCAUUGGAUCGAGAAGGAAAGUUUUAAAGCUCAUUUGAGGUGAGGAUGACCGACUAUAUUGUUUAUAAUCUUUGGGUUAAUUUCAUAAGAUUACCUAAAGUAAUUAAAUGUGAUUUUCAUAGGUUAUUAAUGAUUAGUAAUGCCUAAAUGGAAAUAUUAUUGUUUGUGAAUAGAAGAUGCAUAACAUACAAGUUUACGAGAAAAUUGUGUAUGAUGAUGCGUUACAAAUAUGAUGGUAUAAUGAUUGUACAAACCAUGAAUUUAUGUGAUAAAAUAUACUUUUACUUCAUGUAUAGAAAUCAUGAAUGGAUAAAAGUGAUAUUUUUACAUUGAGAUUAAAUCAUACACGGAGUGGAAAAUCCGUAGGAAUGAGCCUUAUAACAAUGAAUUAAAGAUCUUGGUUGUUUAAAGACUAAUGGAUUAGUAUUGAAUUCACUAGUCGGGAAUGUUAGUGUAAAAAGUGAUAGAACAAAUCCUAAGGGCUUGGAUUGUGAAGGAUGCACCUUAAGUAAUCUUAUGAGAUGUCUUAAGGUAGGAAUGGGUAACCGCUAAAUUACAUUAGGAGUAGGCCUCAUAGGCUACUCAAGAUAGAGAAAACCUAGGCAUAGAAUUUGCUUAGUGAGUAGUAUCGCGACUAGAGGAAGCCUCUAGCACGAUGAGGAAUGACUGGAGGAAGCCUCCAGCAUUCGUGUAGGACGACUAGAGGAAGCCUCUAGCGUAGUGUAAGAUGACUAGAGGAAGCCUCUAGCAUAAUGUAAUGUGACUGGAGGAAGCCUCCAGCACAAAGUAUGUAAGGUGAUUAGAGGAAGCCUCUAACACCGAAUGUAGUGACUAGAGUCAGCCUCUAGCACGACAAAACAUGACUAGAGGAAGCCUCUAGCAUGGUAAACUGAUAUAGAUGGGUGUGGCUUGAAGUCACGGGGGAAAGGUUAAAUGCCUUCAAAGUAAACAUGAGCCUUCGGCCGAUUACUUGACUUUAUAUAUAAAGUAAGUAUAUUUGUAAAGAGGGUAACCACGAGUUAUGACCUAUAUUGUAAUAUCACCCUAUUUGAGGGUCUUGGAAAUUGAAACGUUGAUUAUACUUAGUAUAGUUGUCAUUGUACUUGUCAAAUGCUUCCAAGUACUGACCUCCCCUUCACGGGGGAGGCCACCUCACAGUUUCAGGUAGGACUUGAAGGUUGCUACCACGCCCGUUGUUUCGGGAAGAUCAAAGGAGGAGGACGUGGUUCGUGCUUCUUCCGUUUCUGUUUUAAACAAUUUCAAUAAUGCUCAUGGAAAUUAUUUUGAAUACUAUUUGGGGGCUUGUAUGCCCAUGUUUGCCACGUGUGGCUUGAAUACGUGUAUUAAUGUUUCCGCUGCUUUAAAGGAAUAUUUUACAUUAUGUUUGUUUAUGGAUGUACUAUGUGUGAAUGGUAUUCAAGACGCCUAGUAUAGUAUGGAUGAGUUGGACUGCGGUUGACUAUUCGUACUGUACGGCGGGUUGUUGACGUGUCCGGUAGGUCCGGGGCGUGACAAUUUAAUUGGUAUCAGAGCCUUAGUCCGUAAACUUCAUAAUGAAGCUUCAAAAUCUCUUUUUGAAAAACGAAUUUGAAAACCAUGAGCAUAAAAGUUUUGUACUUAUAGAACUUUUGGUACUUGAGUUGCAAAGUCUCUAAUUGUUAAGAUGGUACCCUUAACAAUUGGUAUGACGGUGAUUUGAGCCGAAAGGUGUCUUUAAGUACCUAUCCGUCACUUGACACUUGAUACGAGCCUAAUGGCUCAUUCUAAACUUCUUUCAGAAAUGGAACGCACCGGUAGAGUGACUCGACGGAACCCGACUGGCCAGGUGCUGGGAGGAUCCCAACGUGGCAGUCAGGGGGGAUCAAGAGAGUCUGGGGGACAGGGCCGAGCAAGCCACUCGCUGACCGUGAGUGACGGUCACGUGGAAACAAUAGAUGAGCACUAUGAGUCCGAGGAGGAUUCAACUUACCAACCGGGAACUGAGCCGGUUGACACCCCAUAUGAUGGGGAACACGAUGAUGCUAGUGAUGAGAGUGAUGAUAAUGACGCUCUUGAACGGAUUGAGGAAUUGCUCCGGCAAUACCAACAAGAUCGCCAAAGGCGCCGGGCAAGGCGUGCUUUGGAAGGGGCUUCGAGGAGAGGAAGCCGCGCGACUCCUAGGGAGAGCAUUGAACUCCGAGGAGGUCGAGGUGCCGAGGUUCCUAUCAUAAGGAUCUCAAAGUACCUAAAGGAGGCAAGAGACUUGGGAUGUAAACCGUUUGAUGGAACGGGAGACAUCUCCGUGGCGGCCGAGUGGAUCAAGAGAUUCAAUGAAGCGGCCCUUGAUAUGCAGCUGCCACCCCAUAUGAAGAUGAGAGUGGCAACAAGAUUGCUAGAAGGAAUGGCGUCCACGUGGUGGGACGGUGUCAAAGGGAAGUACGGUGAGGCGGUCACUUGGGAGAACUUCAGGCAAGAAUUCUUUAGCCAAUACUACUCCGACUUCGAGGUGAACUUGAAGAGGAGGGAGUACACGAAUUUGACCCAAGGAGGGGAAUGCACGGUGAAGGAACUUGAACACAAGUUCAGAAAGCUUGCUGAGUUCAUACCGGAGUACAUUUGUGAUGAAAAUCGGAUGGUGAACCAUUUCUGGGAUGCCUUGGACCUUGACAUACGUGAGAGGGCAACACAAUUGCCUAAUAUGACAUUUAGUCAAGUGGUGGAACAAGGUUUAAAGGGAGAGAAGGAGUGGGAAGAGAGGAAGCGAAGAAAUGCCGAGGAGGCAAAGAAAAGAAAAUGGGAGAACCAUGGCCCCCAAGGUUCAAACAAGAAGAUGAAUCACGGGGGAGGAGGAUCCUUCAGGGCACCCGCACCACCAUCAAGGGGGAAUCCCAACAUGGGUGGGCAAAACUCGGGGUUACAAGCCUCGACGAAGCCUAAGUGCAGGAAUUGCAAGAGAAAUCACGAGGGCAAAUGUCGUGAUCCCCCACGGUGCUACCAAUGCGGAGAUACGGGGCACAUAAGGCCUAAUUGCCCUCAACUUGGUGGGAACCGGUCAUCAGGACCAAACGUGGCAACCACGGUGAGUAGAAACCGGGGUGGGGCACCCAAUGCAAGCACGAACCACGGCGGGGCAAGUACAAGCAACGCACCCUCCGUGAACCAAGGAAGGACUCAAGCGAGAGUGUACGCAAUGACCGAGGUCGAUGCUCGGGCUAAUCCCGACUCCGUCGCAGGUAAUACACUUAUUCUGGUCAUUUCUAGGCUUACUUUGAUCAUAUACGUCGUUGGGAUUGAGUACGGGCCACCCCGGGGUCAAACCGGGUGAGUUAGGCCUAAUCGGGCUGGAAACAGCCACUGCUGGCCAGGCACGCCCGCAGGCACGCCGUGCCUGGCAUCGUGCCUGGAAGGCAGUGGCACCCGAAGAAAAGUAGAAAAAAAAAAAAAAAAAAUUUUGGGCCAGGCACGGCCGCAGGCACGCCGUGCCUGGCGUCGUGCCUGGAAGGCAGUGGCGCCCCGAAGAAAAUUUGGCCAGGCACGGCCGCAGGCACGCCGUGCCUGGCACCGUGCCUGGGAGGCAGUGGCUGGCAGGGAGAAUCCUGUGCACGCACGGACGUGCGUGCCACCCAGGCACGCCGUGCGUGGACCCCCGGCAACCGAAAACUCAUUUUUUCGCUCCGUUC